This is a messenger RNA of Acanthosepion pharaonis, 531 nucleotides long. Lineage: Eukaryota; Metazoa; Mollusca; Cephalopoda; Sepiida; Sepiidae. The record is from the annotation of a GenBank genome assembly.
AUGAUAAUGAUGGAUCAGGUGACACCCCCUCCCGCUCUCUCUCUUGCUCUCUCUCACUUUGUCUCUCUCUACCUCUUGCUCUCUCUCACUCACACACACACUCAAUCUCUCUCCCUCUCUCUCUCCCUCUCUCUCUCUCUCCCUCCCUCUUGCUCUCUGUGCUCAGCAUCGGUAAUCAUCGCAGCUGUCAUUCUCCAGGUUUUUCGAAACGAGUCUAUCUAUCUAUCUAUCUAUCUAUCUAUCUAUCUAUCUAUCUAUCUAUCUAUAUAUAUAUAUAUUACUCACUUAAACCAGAAACUAUUUUUACUUAUCUAUCUAUCUAUCUAUCUAUCUAUCUAUCUAUCUAUAUAUAUAUAUCCGUAUAAAGUACUUUCAUUUCAUUCCCCCUCUUAUUUCUUCGCUUUUUCUUUUCCUUUUCACCCUGUGGUCCGGUUACACAACUCUUCAUCCCACUGCCGCCAUUUUCCCUAUCGCCAUCUUUCUUCCUGUUUUCUUCAUCUUCCUUCUUGUUUGUCUUUUCAGUGCUUCUAA